AGUUCUUUUUUUCCCCAUGAAUCCACUAACCCACAGAAUUAUUACAUGCAUUUGGUGCUACCAUUUUAAACAUUUUAAUCAGAUUAUUAUAACACUACUGAAUGAAAUACAUAGUUGGGUAAUCCAUUAUGCUUUUACUAGUAAAUAGUGGAUGUCUACUUUUUCUUGGUCCUCUCAGUAUUGCCACAAAUAUCUAAACUUUAACUCCCAGCUGUUGUUUACAUGAUUGGGCCAUAUUUGAAAUGCAGUAUACAUCAAUUAUUGUCCUGGGUGAGCACUUCCACUGUCAAGACAGAUUAACAAGAAAUGUCCCUUCUUUUCAUGUUAUGUCUUGGCUUGUGUUGCCGUGUACAUUUAUUUUGAGAGGCAUAUCAGAAUCAGUCAUUUUAUUGAAUGCCUUUAUCCAACAGUGGAGGUGGUGAUCAGUCAUUGGCCUUUGGUUGGCUCACUUGUUUCCUGCUCUCUUUUGGUCACUUCAGACGGGGCUGAUUAUGGUUCCUAUUAAUCAUGAAUUCCAGUGUAAGGUGUUGCUACUAUUAUUAAUCUUUUUAUUCACUCAUUGCAUAUCUAUUCUUCAUCAUAUGGAUGAAUAAAUACUCAUCUUGUUCUGGAAACGACGAUUCAUGUUAGCUUCCCUGUGAGUUUGUUGCAAAUUGAGGUAUCUAUGGAGUAACUUUUUGAAAGCCAUGUACAAAGGGAAGAUAAUUUGUAUAUGUUGAAAUAUACCUAUUCAUUAUUUGUAACAUCUGGAAACAGUGGUAGAACGCUGUGGACAGUUGUAGGCACUGGAGUUUUACACACUUGGAAGAAAGUACAUCUUUGUCUUGGCAACAGACAGCAUGAGACCAAAACAUUCAUUCAGUCAGACACAAUCCUUGAAGUCCUUCAUUUUGGCGAGGGAGGCCUUUUACAGGCUGAGUCUGACAUUGAUUUUAGUUUUUAUCAACAAAGCACUUCCCCACACCGAGGGAACUGCCGACCUAUACGUUUUGAACCUCCAAUGUUGGACUUCCAUGAACAGCCUGUUGGAAUGCCAAAAAUGGAGAAAGUUUAUUUACACAAUCCUAGCUCAGAGGAAAUAAGUUUGAUAUCAAUAUCAGCAACAACGGCACAUUUUCACGCCUCCUUUUUCCAGAAUAGGAUAAUUCCACCUGGAGGAAACACAUCAUUCGAUGUAGUUUUUCUUGCUCGAGUUGUUGGGAAUGUAGAAAACACUUUAUUUAUUAAUACAUCACAUCAUGGAGUGUUUACAUACCAGGUGUUUGGCGUGGGCAUCCCCAACCCCUACAGACUCCGGCCUUUCAUUGGGGCACGAGUUCCUGUCAACAGCAGCUUCUCGCCUCUAAUAAAUAUCCACAACCCAUUCAGUGAACCGCUGCAAGUGGUAGAAAUGUACUCAAGUGGUGGGGAUCUACAUCUUGAGCUUCCCACUGGCCAACAAGGAGGAACUAGGAAGUUAUGGGAAAUUCCGCCAUUUGAGACCAAAGGAGUGAUGAGAGCCAGCUUCUCGUCAAGAGAUGUCGACAACCACACAGCUUUCAUCAGGAUCAAAACGAAUGCUCCCAAUGAGGACCAGUUCAUUAUCCUUCCUGUUGAGGUGGAGGUCACAUCAGCACCUGGUAUCUACUCUUCCACUGAGAUGCUUGAUUUUGGUACUCUGCGGUCUCAAGAUCGACCCAAACAGCUGAAUCUACACCUUUUGAACUCAGGAACAAAAGAUGUUCCAAUUACAAGUGUACGCACAACACCGUCAAAUGAAGCGGUUACUGUGGAUUUCAAAGCAGUCACACUCAAAGCUGGAGAGAGUAGAUACACCAAAGUUGCAAGUAUAAGCUUUGACGCUUCGAAGGCCAGAAGACCUGAUCAGUUCUUGGGUAAAAUUACGGUCAAAGCAAAAGAAAAGAGCUACUCAAAGCUUGAAAUUCCAUACCAGGCAGAGGUUUUAGAAGGUUAUCUGGGCUUCGACCAUACAGCCACGUUGUUCCACAUUCGGGACAGCCCUGUUGACCCAGUUGACAGAGCAAUAUUUCUCACAAAUGCCUUCAACUUUGCCAUACGCAUACAUGAUGUGUCCUUGCCAGAGGAGGCAAAAACCAUGUUCAAAGUGCAGAACUUCAGCGCACCAAUCGUCAUUCCUCCGCACAAGUCUUGUUUAAUCUUUUCCCUCCUUUUCCGGCCAGUGAGGCCCUCCAUACAUAUAGACAGCAACAUCCUGCUCAUCACAAAUGCAUCAAAGUUUCACCUACCAGUUCGAGCUUACACUGGCUUUUUGGAGCCCGUGGUCCUGCCUCCUAGUCUUAAAGAAAACCUGCUGGACUUUGGGGUUCGCAGUGCCACAGACACCAGCAGCAUCGUCUUUGUGGUGUUCAACAGCAACCCAAUAGAGCUGGAAAUCAAGUCCUGGCUGGUGACUGGAGACAGUCUCAGUAUGGAACUGGUCAAAACAGAGAAGGGAAACUCAACAGUGGCCAAAGGUCGCCUGCGGGAUCUGCAGAACAGCUCAGCCUCCAGUCACAAAACGGUCAUACUUGCCUCUGGGUACUACGCUGCAUUCCGAGUGACGCUGGUGGCCAAAUCCCUGGAGGGCAUGUAUGAUGGAGCUGUGCACUUAACAACAGACUAUGAGAUCCUAACCAUACCCGUGAAAGCUCUGAUAGCUGUGGGGACAUUAACCAGUUCCCCGAAACAGAUCCUGUUGCCUCCUUCCUUUCCUGGGAAGGUUGUCCACCAAAGCUUCAGCAUCCAGAGCACUUUUACACAGAAGGUUCGGCUUCAGCAGAUCCGUUCUCUGACGGAAGACAUACGUUUCUAUUACAAGCGGCUGCGCAACAACAAAGAUGAGCUGGAGCCCAGACGAAAAUCCAAGGUGGCAAAUAUAUAUUUUGACGCCAGCUUGCAGUGUGGUGACCACUGUUAUGUGGGUCUGCCAUUUGUGCUGAAGUCUGAGUCCAAGCCUCAUGGUAUGGUGUUACAAGAAGACAUUUGGGAUUCAGAUGUUGAUCUUCACCAGAAACUUGUCAGGCGAUGGAGAGAUUUGAAUGAGCGUUCAGGCCAUAAGGUUGAUGCCACAUUUGAAGUCAACACUGAUCUCCAGAAGAAUGUUCAAGCUAAAAUUACAGCUCAACUGACGUGGCCGUCUUUGGUCAACUCUUCACAACGCAUUACAUUCCCCUUGACCAACACCAACAGCUCUUCGGAUGAAGAGGUGACUCUGCAGAACCCUGCUGAUGUUCCGGUGUAUGUCCAAGUUCUUCCCCUGGCACUUCUCCCAAAUCCCUCAGUGUUUUCUGGCAAGCUUGCUGACAGGCUGCCCUUGGGAAAUUUGUCCAACAUUAAUAUUGACACAAAUACAUUGGAGUUCAAAGUUCACCGAAAUCAGACACGCAUAAUGAGGAGCAGCACUGGGUUUGUAGAAGGAUCAACUCGACCUUUUGUGUACAACUUGCUGCUGCUGCCAGGAGAAGUCAAGUCUUUCAACGUCAGGUUUACUCCCACCAGCAACCACAGCGUCUCCUCCUUCCUGAUAGUCAGAAAUAAUCUGACUGUAAUUGAUGCCAUCAUGCUUCACGGUCGAGGAACAACAGAGACACUGAAAGUGGCAGGGAAGCCUCCUGGUGUGGGAAGCUCUCUGAGGUUUAAGAUGACAGAGGCUUUGCUGAGAGACUGCACAGAGAAGACAAAGACCAAGGAGCCCAACUUCACUCUAAAAAGAACAUUUAAAGUGGAAAACACAGGUUUGCUGCCAAUCACCAUCCGAUCAGCUGAAAUCAAUGGACUGGCCUGCGAAGGAUAUGGAUUCAAAGUUCUCAACUGCCAAGAGUUUGCACUGAAACCAAACACUUCGAAAGACCUCAUCAUACUGUUUACACCCGACUUUACAUCAUCUAGAGUGAUCCGCGAGCUGAAAUUAGUGACCUUGGGAGGCUCACAGUUUGUGUUUGUGCUCAAUGCCUCCUUGCCCUACCACAUGUUGGCCACAUGUGCGGGUACACUGCCCAGGCCCAGCUGGGAGCUGGAGCUCUACGUCGUGGUGUCUCUCGUCAUGAGUUUCAUGUUCCUCGUAGUCAUCACCACCGCCUACCUGGAAGCUCAGAGUAUCUGGGAGCUCUUUCAGAGACGAUUGUCUGCUGAGUCCAAUUCUUCCAUGGAGACGGGAAGACCGUUUAAUCUCAGGGACAUAGUGCAACUCCACAGUGAUACAAAUGACUCCAACCAAAACUCCAGAGGUCUAUAUUCGUCUGGUAAUGGUGCGGCACGGACAAACAGACAGAGUGGCCGACAGUCGGACACAGACAACCAAGACAGAAGGUCACGUCUUGGCCUCAGCAGGACAUCUAUGCAAUCUUCUGCCCAGCAGUCAAAAGGAAACACAAGCUCAGGGCAGGAUGCUGCUUCUGUUGGCUGCCAGCUCAUUAACCGGAAGGCUCGGGCCAGUAAAACUGAGCCCCUGAGUCAAAGUUUAGCUCCGUCCACACUGUCUAACAGAAGCCCCGACAAUGCAGAAUAUGACAACCUCAUCGAAGCCAUGGACAAUGACGUGGACCGCCCAGAAUCCCAGAGAGCAGACGGUCUACAGGAGCAGAGCUCACUGUCACAGAGUAAAGUGACGGAGCCCAAAGGGAAGCUGCGUGGCAAAACAAAAGCACAGAAAAAGAAGGAGGAGAAGGAGAAAAAGUUGUCAUUAAUGUCUCAGGGAGGUGAACUAAAAGACACACUUGCUGACAAUGAUGACAGCUCGUCCACCACCACAGAGACGUCCAACCCGGACACAGAGACCAACAUCAAAGAGCAGGAACCAGUAAAGAAGAAAGGAAAAACGGCUAUCCUUGAAAAAGUGAAUGAAGAAACAGCAAAUGUCAUUCCCAAACCCAAAACGAAAAAACAAGGAGCCACGAAAAAAGAAAACCAAGUAGAAAAGUCAAGUUGUCUGGAGCUGCCUUAUGUCACACCACUGGAGACCAAACAGAGAAAGAGCUUCACAUCCAAAGCACUUCACCCUCUCACAAACAUCCAAAAGAGUAGACCUCUUCCAAAACCCAGGCAAGAGACAAAGCUGGACGAUGGGUGCAGCUCUAUCUUCUCCAAACUGUUGUCCAGCAGCUCUGUUCAAGAGCUGAGCCAAAGCAGCAGCUCCGAGGGCGAGAAGGAGUUUGCCCCUCCAGAAUGGGACGUCCCAAUUUCCCAAAGCAGUGACCAAGCUGACAGUCUCCAGCAGAUAUCCCUGCAGACAUUAAAUGCUGACCCUUUCCUCAAAAGUUCAUGCUCCCCUCCGCCCACCUCCCCUGUGCUUCUGUCCAGAGGAAGCUACAGCAGUGUGCUCAACAGCAACAGUGACUUUAUCCAGAAGAAAGCUCCAGGAAGCAAAGUGUCCACAUCUGCAGCGCUGCCUGGGAAGAGUGGAAACCUGACCUUUGCUGCUGUAGCUGCUGGUUAUGACAAAAGUCCAGGUGGAUCUGGUCCUAAAACAGAAGGCUAUAUCAAGAACUUGGCACACAUGGAGAGUGACAUUUCUGACAGUUCUGGACUCUGGGGUUCCAUGGACACUGCCAGUAGUCCCAACUUCCACUCUGCCAACUCCUUCUCGGCUUUUGGACCUAACAAUUCCUUCAACUUGACAGGAGUGUUCACUGGGAUGCAUAUCCCAAAGCCGUCGGAGCCUCAACAAAGCUGGCCUGAGUUCCCAUCCGUGUCUUCGUCCAUCUGGGACAACCCCAGCAGCGACCCUCUGCACUCCUGGACUAGCAGCUCCAACUCUCCCACUGCCCCGACCUCGUCACUCCUUGGGAACACCCGCAAUCCCUGGUCCCCUACCACCUCCACAUUUGGCAGCUCCAUCUGGUCCAGUGCAGACUCCACCUUGCACUCUUUUGCUCCGACAACAAGCUCAUCUACUCUGACCAACCUGGUCAACAGUCCCACCUCGUCCCCAUCAGCCUCCAACGAGAUGAGCGGGACCUACAACCCUUGGAGCAUGUGGCGACCCACGCUGAGCAGGAGGAGCUCGGAGCCCUGGCCCAGCUCCCCUGACAAUGGCAGUUAAAGCUGCAGAGUCAUGAAAAUUUUGUUUGAUCCAAAAAUUCAGUUGGACAAAAAAAGAGAACUCCAUGCAAGUUCUCAGCUUUUAUUUAAAACCAGAUCUUGUUUAUCGGAUUCAGAGUUUAAGGUACAGAAUCUCCACAGUUCAGUAUUGAAGUCAGACAGGCCAUUAACAGGACUUUGUUGCUGUCUACAUCAAUUUGGUUUAAACUUUAUUUAAAAAAAAAGGUUGACAGCCAACCUUUCUAAUAAUAAUAAUCAUGACA
Molecule: messenger RNA, 6302 nt
Organism: Synchiropus splendidus (mandarinfish)
Lineage: Eukaryota; Metazoa; Chordata; Actinopteri; Syngnathiformes; Callionymidae
Gene: tmem131
Product: transmembrane protein 131
Exons: 41
Coding region: 713-6040 (1775 amino acids)
Cellular component (GO): membrane
Source: RefSeq, a predicted model, not a curated record